Messenger RNA from Corticium candelabrum, 760 nucleotides. RefSeq names its product cytochrome b-245 chaperone 1 homolog. The coding region runs from base 31 to 567 and encodes 178 amino acids. The record is from RefSeq and is a predicted model, not a curated record. Lineage: Eukaryota; Metazoa; Porifera; Homoscleromorpha; Homosclerophorida; Plakinidae. The transcript is spliced from 7 exons.
UAUGUCAUUUAUUUUAUCUGGAGCUUUCCAAUGGCGUAUAUGACCGUUGUCGAGCGAAGUGCUGUUCGAUUUCACUUAACAAGGUCACCUUCUUAUCGCUCGUGGCUUGUAUUAGUCGGUCUGACUGCUUUCGGUAAUUACGUUGCAGCUACGUCAACGGAUUCGUCGUUUGUGUGGAGAUUGCUCUGUGCUGCUGCUGGUUUUGGGCUUGGAUAUGUUUGCAUGGAUAAAUGGGAGGAGUGCAUCUUGGACAAGGCCGAAGGCAAAGUGUCUCUUAACGAGCAGUCGCUAGUCGAUCGUUUCAUUCUGAACCAUAGAAAGACAAUUGUAUCUCAACUGGACGAAAUCAUAGGCGUAACUGUGGCAAAGGAGAUAGUUCGCUAUGCUGGCACUGGGUAUCAGGUUGUUUUGCAAUUUGAUUCUGGUUAUUCACUUGCUAUAACAUCAUGUUGCAGUUAUGCUAGAAGUCCUUGUGAACACGAGGAGAUGGCAAGACAGAUUUCUAUUUUCCUUGAUUUGGAGAAAAACAUUAAUGGCGCUGAUGCUAAAGGUGAUAAGCAAGACUGAUUUGAUUGACGGUCAAACACUCAUUUAUUUUUAAAAUGAUAACGAGAAAUUAGAAUAUCAGGAGAAUUGCAAAUGAUGUUAAUUAAUUAAAUAUUAAUAUACUGAUCCAGUUUGAUUUUAAUCAUGAAGCACAUAAGUAGUUGAGGAAGUUACAGUUUCUAUUGGUAACUUUCUUGUUAUGUGUUCAUUCAUA